Bombina bombina (fire-bellied toad) is the source of this 1937-nucleotide messenger RNA. Its product is annotated as SUMO-specific isopeptidase USPL1-like. Gene Ontology annotation, molecular function: SUMO binding. Gene Ontology annotation, biological process: Cajal body organization; protein desumoylation. Lineage: Eukaryota; Metazoa; Chordata; Amphibia; Anura; Bombinatoridae. Gene Ontology annotation, cellular component: Cajal body. The record is from RefSeq and is a predicted model, not a curated record.
AUGCCAGAAAACAUUAACCACUUUUACAAAUAUAUCCCAGGAAUGGCACCCUCUGAAUGCUGUUCACAGAGCACCUUGCAACAACUAAAAUUCAGCUCAGGAACGUGUAAUGGUUUUGGAAAAGAUACAUUCUAUAUUUAUGCUUCACUUUGUGGAAGGAUUGCCCCAUAAUGAUCUAAAUAGUUAUUCAUUUCAAUUUGAAGAAUACACAUAUAAAGUUAGUGCUGUGAUUCAGUAUCAAGCCAACCAUUUUUCAACCUGGAUUAAAAAUGAUGAUUCUUGGCUUGAGUUUGAUGAUCUGAAUGGGCCAUUUUGCAAGUCACACAAGAGUUUUAUUGUCCCUCCUGCAGAAAUCCAUAUUGUCAUUUGGGAAAGAGAGUCCUCACAAAUUACUGAAGGAAAGUCACCUUGUACAGUGGAUACGGAAAACAAAUCAUGUACUGCAAAUAACCAAGUCCUUGCAUCUCCCAAUAACGGCUUGAGUCCAACUGCUUGCAACACAUUACCAGCUAAAUCUGUACCUUCAAAUGCUGCAGCAAUGCCAAGUGAUUCCAAUUGGCUUUCAGGGAUGGAGGGUUAUGCUGAUGAUGACAUCAUAACAUUGACUCUUGUAGAAAUUCCAGUUGACUCUCAGGGCAAUCCAAUCGAAGAUAAUGUCAUACCAGACACUCCUAUUCCUGUAUCACAAGUACAAUCAAAAGCUACAGGUUUUCCAACAGAAUCUUUUUCAGGUAAUGCACCUAGUGAUACAUCUAAUAACUGUAUGCUUAUGCCUGAAUGUAUGGGUGAAAAGCAAUCUAGUAUUUCAGCAAGUGAAUCUCCACCUACCAACACUGAACAUUUAUCUCUUGCGAUUAAGACCAUAAAUCCUAAAGUGCCAUCUCUGAUAAAUCAUCUGCAAAUGGUUUUUUCCUGUCCAAUGCCACACAGUACAAAAAAAGGUGUGGUCGGCAGCUGGAUGAAGAGCUUACUAAACAAAAAUCCUUCUUUUCUGAACACCAGUUUGUCUUGUUCAAGCAAGAAGAACCCUGUGAACUAUCAGAAGUUAACUCCACUGCUAAAAACAACUGAUGUAAAUGUGAUUGCUAAGAAAGCAGAAAAUUUUGGUGGCUUUAAAGUCAAAGGCAUUGUGAAAAAUAAAGUAGACUCCAACACAUCCCUAAUCGAUAUUAAGAAUAAUUCAUCUCUUAAAUUACCUGUCCCAAAAGAUGAGUCUUCUACUCCUUUAGGAACUUUUCUUGUACCCACUGUUUCAAAACCGCUAAAACACGGACGAAAUGUGUUAGAUGACAGUAAGUCUGCAGCAAAUGACACCUCUUCUAAUGAGGAUAAAAUUCGAAAGCUUCGAGUGAAGCUACUAAAAAAAUUAAAAGCAAAGAAACAUGAAUUGGCAUCUCUUGAGAUGACUGCAAAAGCUCAGUCUAAUAAGCAAGGUGGUCACACAAAUCCUAAAUCUCAUCUCAAUAAUAGCAAUUUUGCAUGACUUUCUACAGGAACUACAGGACCAUAUAGAUAAUGUGGACAAUGAAUCUGUAUGUACGAUGAGCUCUAGCACAUCUAUUUGUAGUAGUCCAGGGGAUGCAGAAUUCUUUGCAGAACUUUUUUCUCCGACAGCAGAUUCCACAAAAUAUCCUCUGAUGAUACUAGAUUCUUAGAAAUGUUAGCUGAUGGUUACAGUUCAUCCAUACCAAAUCAUACAGCUCACUCCUCUAAUGAAAGCUUGCACCAAAUACAAGAACAUGACUAUACCAUGAUCAGCAUGUCUCUUCAGCAAGAUAAAUCUGAAAAUACAUCCAGCCUGAAACAUAACAGCAGUGACAGUUCCAUUGGAGAGGAAACCGUGUCUGAUUUCCUUUCUCAAUCUGCAAUGCAUUUGUUAAACACUGAUGAGGAAUAUUUCCCUCCUUUUGAUGACAUCUUUUAAAAUGCGUAUGUUU